GGACCCCCGCAUUCACUAUAUAUGGUCCUCCCCGAACCCUGCAUUCACUAUAUCUGGUCUCCCCGCACCCUGCUGCUGCCGGGACACCUGCAUUCACUAUAUCUGCAAUUCAUUACUUAUCUGGUCUCCCAGGACCCUGCAUUCACUAUAUCUGCUCUACCCGGACCCUGCAUUCACUAUAUCCGGUCUCCCCGGACCCUGCAUUCAAAAUAUCCAGUCUCCCGGACCCUGCAUUUCACUAUAUCUGGUCUCCCCAGACCCUGCAUUCACUAUAUCCGGUCUCCCCGGACCCUGCAUUCACUAUAUCCGGGUCUCCCAGGACCCUGCAUUCCCUAUAUCAUGGUCUCCCCGGACCCUGCAUUCGCUAUAUCCGGUCUCCCCGGAUCCUGUAUUCACUAUAUCCGGUCUCCCUGG
Messenger RNA from Staurois parvus, 414 nucleotides. Lineage: Eukaryota; Metazoa; Chordata; Amphibia; Anura; Ranidae. The record is from the annotation of a GenBank genome assembly.